AAACCCACUCAAGCAUUCGUCAUGGACUUGGACGAUGUGGCUAGUCAUCACGGAUUCGGUCAACAUAUGGCCACGUACAAUGUAGAGACCUCGGCAGUGCACAGGAAACUGCAGAGCAAGGUGGAGGCACUGCGAAUCCUGCGCCAGGAACUGGAGCAGUUCCGCGUGGAGCGAGACCAGUACAAGCUGGUGGCGGAGACCCUGCAGUUGCGCUACUCAGCGCUGAAGAGUAAUAGCGAACUUCUGUCUGUCGGUGGAUGCGGAGCCCUCAGCGAGAACUCCAGCCUGGCAACCCUGCUCCAUGAGACGCGCGAGCAGAACCUGAAGCUCAGCACCGAAGUGGAAGCCCUGAGGCAGCGGCUCAACGAACUGCAUGGCGACAUGGAACUCCUCCGGGAGACGGAGGCCAGCAACAAGUCGCGGGUACAAGCAAUGGCCAGCGAAAAUGCCGCUCGCAACAAGGAGGAGUUGCAGUGGCGUCGGGAGCGGGCCAACUUCAUCUGCCACCUGGAGGGGCUCAAGAAACGGAAUGCCCAGCUGGCGUUCGACCUGAAGGCGGUGAUCGAUGAGAAGGAGGAGCUGAUCACCGAGCGGGAUGCCUACAAGUGCAAGGCACACCGCCUCAAUCAUGAGCUCUUUGUGGCCCUCAGAGCGAAGAAAACGCAUCCCAGGCUCCUGGACAUCGAUGGUGUUUUGCUGGAGAACAAGUACCUGCAUGAACGUGUGAAGAUCCAAGACAGCGAACUGGAGCUCACCAAACAGAGCAUCAAUAAGUACAAGACCAUGUUGGAUGCAAAACGAAAGAAGGGAAUUGUAAAACUUGGCGGUGGGAGCACAAAUGAGGACACCAUUUUAAGCCCCCGACAAGUGAAAACAAUCCUCGAGAGCGGCAUUGAUCUGCCCCAGAAAACCGAGAGCUUAAGCGAUCUAAAAUCCUUGUGUCUGGCCCUGCUGGACAAUCUCAACGACAAGAACUUGGCUCUGACGCACCAAAAGAAGACCAACAAAAUACUGGCUGGCAAGAUGACGGAGCUGGAGCAGCGGUGGCAACAGCUCCUCUCCGGAAACGAUGACAACGCUGAGGAGCAGGAGGAGGACAUGGAAUAUGGUUAUGCGCCCUCCCAGCUGCUCCUCAAUGGCUAUUGUGCCGCCAUGGUAGAUGACGCCGACAUCAGCAGCACUCCGUCCAUUGAGCCAGAUAACGAAGGCAUCGCCAUUACAGUGAAUCAUGAAGAUUCUAAGAAGCACAAGUCCGUUGAGGCUUUGCACACCGACGAUGGAAUGUCCUCGCUUUCAACGGAGUCGGUGGAUUCGUCUGUGUACGGUGCAGAUGUGCAGCCCGAUGACUUCCAGAAGUCUUCAUCCGCCACAACAGAUUCGGGCAAUUGUGGAUUGAGCAGCCGCUGCAACGGCACGCCACGGAUAUCCAGUGCAGUGGCACGGGAACGUAUGGAGGAUCUGAAGGACCUGCCGCCUCACCUGGCCACUCUGGUCCAGAAAGCACUUCACGAUCUGGACAUGCGGGACUACGAGGCCAUGGUGACGAUACGAGCUGAAAAUCUGGCGGCUAUUCCUUAGAGAAAAACUAGUUCAAUUGAGGACUCCCAAAGAAAUAGAUGGAACCAUAUCUCAGUGUUGACAAAAGAUAUAAUAUAUGUAUAUUACCGCAACAGCGUACAAUAAAACCAGA
Drosophila mauritiana is the source of this 1690-nucleotide messenger RNA. Its product is annotated as coiled-coil domain-containing protein 149. The transcript has 6 exons. NCBI's taxonomy places the organism in Eukaryota, Metazoa, Arthropoda, Insecta, Diptera, Drosophilidae. Bases 22 to 1578 code for a protein of 518 amino acids. The record is from RefSeq and is a predicted model, not a curated record.